AUGAGUGGUAGUAGUAGUAGCCAACCGCAACAACCACCUGCAAGUCAACAACAGGCAACUCCAAUACCACCUGCAAGUCAACCAACCAAGUUUGAUUUUGAAAACCUUAGGAUUGAAAUAACAGGUAGAUGUAGUCGUAAUCAUAUACCUGAUACUUUAAUUGGAUUAGAGAACCCUUCAAUACAAUUAGAUUUUGCAUUAGAAUCAUCUAUUAAUUUAAAAUCAAGUAAUGUUGUUUUAAUUACUGGACCACCAGGAUCAGGUAAAACAACUAUGGUCAAAAAAUGUGUACAAAAAUAUGAAGAUAAAGUAAUUAUUAUAAGAUUGAAUGGAUUGAUUCAUUCAGAUGAUAGAUAUGCCUUGGAAACAAUUAUCGAUGCAUUGGAUUUAAAAGCGUAUACAAAGACUUUGAAAUAUCAGUUGACAGUAUCAGACAUGUUGAUUCUCAUCAAUUUGGCGCUCAAGGGAAUGUCCGAUGAUGAAUUGACAUCGUUGGUCGAUGUACCACUCAUCACAUCACCAGUAUUUUUUGUAAUGGAUCAUUUUGAAUUGAUGGUACAUAGUGUAUCCAAACAACAACUACUAUACACUCUCUUAAACUUGACACAUUCCCAAACAUCCAACCUAACAUUCAUAGCCAUCUCUACAGACAAUACCAUUCAAAUUAAAUUGGAAAAACGUGUAAAAUCAAGAUUCACUCAAGCUCUUGUUAGAGUUGUACCAAUUCAAAAUGUUAGUGUAUUAAUUGAUAUAUUAACAAAUACAUUAAUAUUAUCAAAACCAAAUGUAAAGAUUAAUGAAUCUUAUCGUAUACAAUGGAACAAGGGUAUAGAGAAAUUAUUUUCAGAUAGUGAAGUUGUCAAUUUAUUGGCAAAGAGUUUAAGAAUGCAAAAUGCAAUCGUUUAUUUUUUAAAUGUUGUUGCAGAUGCAGUCGCAAAAAUAGAUGAAACCUACCAACAUCUGACAAAGGAUGAGUUUUUAAAGUCACUGGCAAAAUACGAUCGACAAGACUUUGAAGAACAAUAUCUGGUCGAUGCAAUCAAUAUUAUGGAGCUUGCCAUCUUGGCAUGUCUCACCAACACUGCAAGACGAUUAAACAAGAGUACCAUUAGUUUUAGAGAACUUUAUGAUGGUGAAUACAAACAAUUUUUAAAUUCUGAUUUUAGAAUACCAGAAUUAACAAAUCGUUCAAGUUGUUUAUUUGCAGUAGAAUUAUUAAUUGAUAGAAAAAUAUUAACAAGAGAAGGAACACAAGUUGGAGAACAUACUUUAAUGUCUAUACCAUUUCAAACUAAUAUGGAUGGUUUAUUAGAGAUUGCUGCAAAGAGAAAGGAUUGUCCACUUGCUCUAAAAAGAUAUAUUAAUCAAUGGAUAGAAUAA
Messenger RNA from Cavenderia fasciculata, 1380 nucleotides. RefSeq names its product origin recognition complex subunit 4 (gene orcD). Lineage: Eukaryota; Evosea; Eumycetozoa; Acytosteliales; Cavenderiaceae. Gene Ontology annotation, molecular function: DNA replication origin binding; ATP binding; ATP hydrolysis activity. The record is from RefSeq and is a predicted model, not a curated record. Bases 1 to 1380 code for a protein of 459 amino acids. Gene Ontology annotation, cellular component: nuclear origin of replication recognition complex; nucleus. The transcript is spliced from 5 exons. Gene Ontology annotation, biological process: DNA replication initiation; DNA replication.